AUGGCAAACUUCUUCGUGGCACUAUGGGAAAGUAUUUUUCAACCUGGAACGACGCCUCAGCUUAUUAUCGCUACCCAUCUUUCUUUUGCGGCGCUUGUGGCCACAUUGGGAUGGUUGAUCUUUGCCACUUCUGGUAAUAUCCAUUUCAUAGCAUUGUUCUCAAUAUCUAUAUGCCUCUGGCUAGCUGUAACAUGGUUUGUUCAGGAGCUGAACCAUGUAAAAUUGAGCGAUAACAGAACUAUAGAGUCGGAAAGCAAAGCGGAAGAAGAAAAAAGACCUGUUACGGCAUCCUCGAGCAGCGCUGAGACGGCCUCAUUGACGUCAAGCAAGAAAGCAUCUCAACUGAGAUCUAGAAAAGUUUAA
Molecule: messenger RNA, 363 nt
Organism: Zygotorulaspora mrakii
Lineage: Eukaryota; Fungi; Ascomycota; Saccharomycetes; Saccharomycetales; Saccharomycetaceae
Gene: PKR1
Product: Pkr1p
Exons: 1
Coding region: 1-363 (120 amino acids)
Biological process (GO): vacuolar proton-transporting V-type ATPase complex assembly
Cellular component (GO): endoplasmic reticulum membrane
Source: RefSeq, a predicted model, not a curated record